GGCCCCAGAUUGAACUCGCACUGAUUACUGGAAUCACGGCUCACACACAUAUAUAGCAUGCACCCCAAGUUUCUUCCCAAGAAGCAAGCUAUUCCCUAUGUCAUGGUUGCUUAAGCCAGCCUUACAUAUUACAAGCUUUUGCCCUCGCAUAAGUUGAACAUAUAUAGGGAUUGCAUGCUAGGUAGUAGAAGCAUCAGGCUGUGAGACUCACAAACUCACAGCUGCAAUGACUUCUUUCAAGCUGAGGCUAAGACAUUUGUGUUUCACAGUUGUGCUGUCAUCCAUUGCCAUCUCUUGCUGCAGAGGACAAGGAGGAGGAGGAGGCGGUGGUGCGGGAGGAGCAGCAGGUGGUGCUGUUGUGCCAGGAACACAGGAUGCCAUCCAGAUUGUGUCACAGGCUGCUCUCUGCUUUGACAAUAGACAGGUGAUGAACGGGUGCCUCCAAGCAAUGGGCAUCAACGUCAACGGCAAUGGUAACAGCAACAGCAACAGUAACGGUAAUGGCAACGGGGCUACCAGCACGGCGGCGUCGCCAGCGCCGGCGCCGGCCCCGGAUACAUCAGCGGCGGGGGCGGGCGCGAACAACGGGUCGACGGCGAGCAUGUGCCAGGGGCCGUGCUUCGGGCAGAUGAUGCUGAUGAUGAACUGCGUGAACGGCAUCCUGGGCAACAUCCAGGGAUACAGCCCCGGCCUCAUGCAGGGCGUCCAGGCCAUCUUCCAGAUGUCCUGCGGAAACGGCCAGGGCGGCGGCGGUGCUGGUGGAGCUGGCGGCGGAGGUGCCGCCGGCGGGGGUGCUGGUGGAGCUGGCGGCGGAGGUGCCGCCGGCGGGGGUGCUGGUGGAGCUAGCGGCGGAGGUGCCGCCGGCGGCGGUGCUGGUGGAGCUGGUGGCGGAGGUGCUGGCGGUGCUGGUGGCGGUGGCAGUACCACCGGCAGUGCUGUUGCUACGAAUGUUGCUCCUAACGGAGGCUCACACAUGGCGGUGAACAAUCUAGGUGAGCCAACCAGCAGCGCGGAUGGGCCCACGGCCAGCCUCAGGAGCGGCUUUCUUCCCUCCAUGCUAAUAAUUUGGACUUAUAUUUGGCCACUACUGUUCUAGCGUGAUAAAAGUAAUUAUUGAUGAGAACGUUGCACCAAGUUGUGAUUCGUUUCUUUUCCGGAUAGCAUAGCAAUUUUCAUUUUACCAUGCAUGAAUGAAGAUUUUAUGUAAAGCCAUCAAGUGAUUCCUGUAUGUGGAUGAGUAAUUUGUUAUAAUUGGCUAUGGUUGUUUCAGCUUUUAA
Messenger RNA from Phragmites australis (common reed), 1277 nucleotides. RefSeq names its product glycine-rich cell wall structural protein 1-like. The transcript has 4 exons. The record is from RefSeq and is a predicted model, not a curated record. NCBI's taxonomy places the organism in Eukaryota, Viridiplantae, Streptophyta, Magnoliopsida, Poales, Poaceae. The coding region runs from base 227 to 1096 and encodes 289 amino acids.